AUGGAACAGAAAAACGAAAACCCCGUCAUCUCGGCCGACACACUCUCCGGCCAGAGGCUCCACAUCCCCGAUCUCCGCCCGGCGUUCGCCGCGUGGAAACAGGGCGUCAACCCCCUGCACCCACAGGUCAAGCAGGCCGUCGAUGCCCGGCUAGGAGAGAUCAUCGAGAACGAGAGGGCGCUGGCCAAGAUCAGAGCGGUUGAUAUCGCGCUCUUUGCCUCCGGGUGGGUUCCCGACGCGCCGUACGCCGACCUGGAGACGGUCGCCUUCUACUGCGUCUGGCUGUUCCUGUGGGACGACGCCAUCGACGGCGGGGGCGCGGGCAUCGAGGGCAGGGGCGACAAGGCGGCGGCCGAGUACUGUCGGCAGUCGAUCGUCUUUGUGGAGCAUUCCCUUGGUUUGGGCGAGCCCGGGGCUCCCGCGCCGGUGGCGCCGACGAAGGCGCGUGGCUGGGUACUGCGGGCGGGAGGAGAGGAGGGUGUUUUUGGGCAUCUGAAGGAGUAUAUGGGGGCGUGUGUGACUGAGUAUCGGUGGAGGUUGUCGGGGAGGGUGCCGAGUGUGGGGGAGUUCUACUCGUGGCGGUUGGGGACGUCGUCGGUGGAUGCUGCGUUGGAUCUUACAAGGAUCAUCAACGGCAUUGUUCUCCCUCGCGAAACUCUCGAAUCUAAGGAACUGGCCGUCAUGAGCCGUUGCGUCAACAAGCUCCUCAUCCUGAUCAAUGAGUUGUUCUCGCUCAAAAAAGAGUUGAAGGAUGGUGCAUUUGGAAACCUAAUACCCAUCACCAUGCGAGCAAUGGACUCGGACUUGGACGGCGCAACGCAAAGCUUGAUACAAGACAUCCACAAAUGUGUCAGAGACUUUGAUAAUAACGCCUCGGUUCUCCAAAAAGAUGGCGUGAUGGAGGAGGAACACCUAAGGCGACUCGUUGGGGCCUACCAGGCUGUUGACACGAGUACGCUCAACUUUUCCAUCCACAGCCCCCGGUAUGGUCUUCACAAGGACAAGCAGGAGGAUGGUUCAUUUGUGGUCACUCUAUGA
This is a messenger RNA of Chaetomium fimeti, 1038 nucleotides long. Its product is annotated as isoprenoid synthase domain-containing protein. Bases 1 to 1038 code for a protein of 345 amino acids. NCBI's taxonomy places the organism in Eukaryota, Fungi, Ascomycota, Sordariomycetes, Sordariales, Chaetomiaceae. The transcript is spliced from 6 exons. The record is from RefSeq and is a predicted model, not a curated record.